AUGCAGUACGCCGUACGGUAUCAAAUUGAUCAUCUUGGGUUGGAUGGAAUUCAUAAAGGCGAUGUCAUCCUAUCAAAUCACCCGAGAGCCGGCGGAAGCCAUCUACCAGAUCUUACCAUAAUCACACCGGUGUUUUUCGAGAACAUAGCUGAACCAGUAUUCUUUCUGGCAAACCGAGGUCAUCACGCAGAUAUAGGUGGUAUUGUUCCGGGCAGUAUGCCACCAAAUGCUACUUCUUUAGAACAGGAAGGAGCAACCUUUAUAUCGUUCAAAAUUGUCGAUAGAGGAGUUUUUCGUGAAGAUACUUUGAUAGACAAAUUGAACAAGCCGGCAAGUAUACCUGGUAUGACUGCAGGCAUUUAUGCGGUGCACGUCAUGGCGAUAUCUAGUUGUUCUGGUACUCGUAAUCUCGCCGACAACAUCGCCGAUUUGAAAGCACAAAUUGCUGCCAAUAAUAAGGGAAUUUCAUUAGUAUGCGAUCUCAUAAGUGAGUAUGGUCUCGAUGUCGUACAAGCCUAUAUGCUGCAUAUUCAAUCCACUGCAGAAGAAAGUGUGAGAGAAAUGCUCAAAGAAGUGGGUAAAAAAGUACUUGAAAGAACUGGCAACUCAAGUCUGCAGGCCUCUGAUUCAAUGGAUGACGGAACCGUGAUCCAACUAAGAAUCACGAUUGAUGUAGAGAAGGUCGGCAAGUCGUGUAAAGUCGUGUAA
Molecule: messenger RNA, 708 nt
Organism: Cooperia oncophora
Lineage: Eukaryota; Metazoa; Nematoda; Chromadorea; Rhabditida; Trichostrongylidae
Source: the annotation of a GenBank genome assembly